Molecule: messenger RNA, 4638 nt
Organism: Haliotis rubra (blacklip abalone)
Lineage: Eukaryota; Metazoa; Mollusca; Gastropoda; Lepetellida; Haliotidae
Product: ubiquitin carboxyl-terminal hydrolase 8-like
Biological process (GO): protein deubiquitination
Molecular function (GO): cysteine-type deubiquitinase activity
Source: RefSeq, a predicted model, not a curated record
UUUUACUAUUUCUAAAAAUAGUAUCAUCCAUGGCGGAAGCGAGAGAUAUUACAUGUUGAAGACGUUGCUGAUCAAACAACGCAACCACCAUGCCGGGGAAAAGCCCCAAGAAGAAGGACCUGUACCUGGGUAAAAACAUGGCUGACCUCAACAAGCUGGGGGAGUGCAAAGACCUGGGGAAUAAUGUCACAAUCAUCAUAAAGUCUGCAGACAAGACAUUUCGUGAAGCUGUGCACCAAGAUGAACUUUCGGACGAGGAGCGAGCUUAUGUCCUGUACAUGCGGUACUUCAACGUCAUACAGACGGCCAAGAGAAAGGCUGAAUAUAUCAAGCAGAAGGAGUACUUUGACAACCUCAUUGGGAAGAAGAACCAGCUUCAUGCUAUAGAGAGAGCAGAGGGCUUGUCCCAGAACCUUAAAGAAAGAUAUGACCUCAUAGAAGCCGAGGCAGUGGCAAAGAAGCUGGAAGCUCUCGAUGAGAAGAAGAAAGAGGACAAAAAGGAGGAGAAGAAAGAUGUUGAGAAGGGCGCAGCUGAGGAGAAGGGGAAUGACAAAGAAAAUGGCUCAUCUACAGUGCCACCAGUGACGGCUCCAGGCAGCAUCUCACCGAUGGAGCUGUUUACACUGCUCAACGACCGGGAAACUCAGCUCAUACUGAUGGACGUCCGUCCGGAGGAGGACUACGCCGACUCCCACAUCAGCCACAAGUCCUGUGUCAAUGUUCCUGCCAGCAUACUACAACCUGGAACCACCGUCAACUACAUCAGUAAUGCAUUGCCGGAAGCAUCCAGGUCGCUAUGGAAACAACGCGGUCAGGUCGAUCAUGUUAUUCUAUUAGACUGGCGGUCUACGUCACAAGAGGUCAAGAUUGGAUCAACUCUGAGAACACUAAAGGAUGCCUUAUUCAAGUACGACGCCACAGUGAUCCUGAAGAGCGAGCCCCUCGUGUUGGAGGGGGGCUAUGAGCAGUGGCUGCUGUACUACCCCACCGUUACCACCAACUCCCACAUCCUGUGUCCCGCUCGCCCCGAGGACUUCAUCACAUCAUCAGCAUUGGAUUUUGAUUACCCUGAUUUUGAUGAACCCUCCAAUGAUAAACAGCCACUUAUCAACCAAUCAGGAGCCUCUAUCCCAACUCAAGCUCCCAAUGGGAUGUCACAGCCUUUACUUCCUUCCGUAGAUCGCUCACUUAAACCCAAACCAGUCACAAGAUCUGUCAAUGCUGCCCCACUAAACAACAAGACCUCCGAACCCAAAGUAGCAAACAAUCUCAAAAACACAAACACAGAACCACAGGGUGAUAAACUUGAUGGUUUUAAGAUCAUUUCAAAUUCGCUCUAUCCCAGUGUUGGGCAAAUGGUUGCUAAGAACAUUGUGCGAAGUAACUCAAGGACCGAUUCUGGUGUGGCGCCAGCGGACGGAAACAAGAUAGAGAACAGCGAUGUUGAUCAGGAACUUGUGGAGUUGACAGAGAUAAAGAAGAAGAAGGAGGAAGAACUACAUGACUUCAAGUCUGAGCGGAAACGGAUGGCGGCCGAGCACAAGGCACGGACAGCGAAGUUGGAGGAAGAGGAGGAGAAGUUGCGGCAGUUGGAGAAACUGCGGAGGAAAGAGGAGAAGGAUGUUGUGGAGCUGAUGCGGCUGAAAAGGAACCUGCAGGAAGAGAUGAAGAAUGAACAGAUCAAGCAGGAUGGAGAGAACAUACAAAAAGAGGAGGAAGAGAGGAAGAGGAUGGAGACACCGCGCUCAGUGAUCUCAUCCCUCGAGACAGGGGAUUGGCGGACGUCAAUCGACCUCAAGGUCGCAUACCUCCUUGUUCCAAUGCACCCCGAUUUCAAGAAUUACCUUCAGUUCUUCUUUGGCAGGACGUGCUACCAGUUUUGUAAGUCGGACCUCGCCUCGGAGCAGAAUCCGGUCUUUCUUAGGGGUGAUGCGAGUUUGAGGAUGAGACCCAUGCAGCAAGCUUUUGCAGCUGGGGUCCCACUCAUGGAGCUACGAGAACUUUCUCGAGACGCCAGAGUGGUUGAUUCCUCAUUUGCAGUGGUGGGCAGACAUCGGGCGUCUCUCCAAGGGGCUCCCCUGGAGAUGCCGUCGCUCUCAGUCCAGACAGAUACAUCCCUCCCGGGUUGGGGCGAUGUUCUGGGCGACCUGCGGUCUCUUGACAACGAAGUCACUACCUGCACAUCACUGGAGCAGAUGCAGAAACUGGAAGAAGACAAGAGACGUCGCCAGGAGGAUGUUGAGAAACUCCGACGAGAACGACGCAAGAAGGAAGAUGACAAGCGAGCCCAAGAUCUGGAGAUGAAGGACAACAUCCUCCGUGAGGCUGCUGAAGCUGCCCGGCAGGAGGAGGAGCAGCGCAGACAGGAAGCUGCUGCCGCCGCUGCCAAGAGAGCCGAGGAGGAGAGACAGGAGGCACAGAGAGAGAGAAGAAAGAAGAGGAGAGAAAGAAGAGAGAAGAAAUCAAAAUACAACAACUUAAAAAAGAAAAGCAAGAGCAAGAGAAGGUAUGUUGACAUGUCAAAGAAGUUGAAAGAGCAGCGUGAACGUGAGGAGAAGAUGAAGGCUGACGAGGAGUUAGCUGAGCGGCUGAAACAUGAGGAGGCCGAGAGAGCCAAGGCUGAGAGGGAUCAGAAGAUGGCUGCCGAGAAGGCUCGGGCUGAAGAGGCUCGCCGGUUAGCAGAGGAGAAAAUAAAGAAAGUCAAUGAGGCCGAAGCCACAGUGGAAACAGGUCCGUCCAACAACCUGCCUAUGGCGGAGGAAGGAGACAAGCCACUUCAUACGCCCAACUUUGACCGUGCCAGCAAGCCAUCACAGAGGUUCGAGCUUCCUCCUGGUGCUGCGUUGACUGGUCUGCGUAACCUUGGCAACACGUGUUACAUGAACUCCACCAUCCAGUGCCUAAAUAACUGUACUCCACUCGUAGCCUACUUCCUUAACGACUUGUACUUGGAUGACAUCAACAGGGAUAGCUCGGAGGGCAUGCAUGGUGAGAUGGUGGACGACUAUGCUAUUGUCCUGAAGGCCUUGUGGAAUGGCCAGAACAGAUGUAUCACGCCCAGAGACCUGAAGAAUACAGUUGGGAAAUACAACCCCAUGUUUGCUGGCUAUCAGCAGCAGGACUCACAGGAUUCCUGACUCACCUUCCUCUUGGAUGGUCUACAUGAGGGGCUGAACGAGGUGAAGGUUCGGCCCAAGAUACCGGAGCAAGAAAAUGACCAUCUCGGACCACCGGCGGCAGAGAUAGCCUGGGGUGACCACAAACGCCUGCACAAGUCCAUAAUUGUGGAACUGUUCCAGGGGCAGUUGAAGUCCACUCUUCAGUGUAAACACUGUAGCAAGAAGUCGGUGACGUUUCAGGCUUUCAUGUUCCUCUCCCUGCCCCUUCCACAGCAGUCCAGGUGCUCUCUGAAGGAUUGCAUCUACAAGUUCCUCAGCCCCGAGAUGAUGACGGGCAGCUGUAAGUGGAAGUGCCCAAAAUGUCGCGUUGAGAGAGAUGCCGUCAAAAAAAUCGACAUCUGGAAACUUCCGCCUAUUCUGCUCAUCGGUCUCAACAGAUUUGUGAGUGACGGGAUGUGGACCCAGAAAUCGACAAGCUACGUGGACUUCCCGGUGAGCGAUAUGGACAUGAGAGAGCAUGUCAGCGACCCCAAGUCCAACACCAGAUACAACCUCUAUGGCAUCUCGAAUCACUACGGGACCAUGGAAGGAGGCCACUACACAGCCUUCUGUCGAAACCCCUGCACCAAGAAAUGGUACAAGUAUGAUGACCACGAGGUGUAUGAAAUGUCACGCUCCGAUGUCAAGACAUCCGCCGCCUUUGUACUGUACUACACGUCCAUAGAACUUACAGCACCUAUUUUCAGCCCUUCCCUGUAGAGCUUACAGCAUCUAAAUACAGCCCUCAGCUGUAGCGCUGACAGCAUCUCAAUGACAUUUUGUCGUAAUCUGGGGUUUCGUUGUAAUGAGAAGAAACUAACAAUGCAAAUUAAAUAUCUUAGUUAAAAUUGACAAGUGAGGGAUGGUCAGUUGACGUAGCACACGUGUGAUGAGUUCACGACUUAUCUGGCCCUUUGUACAGUUCUUGGAUGGCUGUAUGGAUAGGUGGAUAUAUGGAUUUGUGGCUGGAUGGAUGGAUGGAUCGAUAAGUGGAUGGGUGGGUGGGUGAAUGGAUGGAUUGGACGGUGGAUAGAUAGAUGGGUGAAUGGAUGGAUGGAUGGAUGGAUGGGUGGACAUUUAUUAAGGUGCAGAUUUAUAUUCAGAAUCAGACUCCACAAUGGUGCAAGGUCUUGUUCUAUAUCAUAGAGAGAACAAACAAAUGAUUCCGGCCAAUUAAUGAAAAACUGUCAUUUAAAGUUAAAAUAUUCAAAGCACAUUGGAGAACAAUCUUAAUCCUCAAUCCAAAAGGCUAAUAUUGCCGAUUGAUGAAAAUCUGAGUUAUUUAUAGAAAACAAUUGAUCUCAAGAUCAUUACUGAAGAUUUAUAAUCUUGAGUCCAGCUACCCGUAUGGGUAUGAAAGUAGUUUUGUAUAUGUAUUUGAAGCAGUGGAUUUCAGCAGAAAAAAAUACUCUCGAUGUGAUGCAGUGUUUAAAACUCCCAAAAUUUCAAGCCAGACAGCCGGACUGGUAACUUAAAAAAU